AUGCGGUGGAUUCCCAUUGUUCUCGUUGUAUUUUCUUCAUGCAAUUUGAUAUCCGGAUUGGAAGAGUUUGUGGCAAUUACCGCGGAAGAUGAGAUGCCGUCUUUAUAUAAAGAUUACAUCUCGUACAAGGAUGGCCGUUUGUAAGGUUAUUAUAAUAACAACGUUUCAAUGCAAACCUUGGUUUCAGGACUGUCGAAGUUCAAAAGUUGGAUAUUCCACUGAUGUUGAAGUACCCAAAGAACAGCAAAAUUACCGUAUCCUUUGACAAAGAAUGUAAAAUAAAAUUCAGUGACUUAGAAAAGAGUUGUGAAAUUAACGAGGGUAAUGAAACAACGCAAGGUAAUCAAAUUAAAUUUUGCGUAUGUAAUCUUUCUCAGACAGUCAAGUUGAACUAAUUUUGCCAACGAAAUCAGGUUCGAAUGGCGAAUGUGCAUUGAAAUCUGAUGAUUAUGAUGAAGAUAACAGCCUUGCGGAUGUCAAUCUGAGUUAUUUAAAGUCGGAUUGUAAUCACGAAGUGAAAUUUGUAAGUUCCUUUUUAUGACGUCACUUUCUCAGAGUCCAAAUAUCGUCCUUCUUGUGCCGGAUACGGUGAUCUCCAGAUUUGUGGAGCCGAGUGGAGCCCCUUCCCGUUCCCAUAUGAUUUCCGUCUUUAUCUUUAUUACUUAUAUUUUUGCUAUCAGUUAA
Molecule: messenger RNA, 684 nt
Organism: Bursaphelenchus xylophilus (pine wood nematode)
Lineage: Eukaryota; Metazoa; Nematoda; Chromadorea; Rhabditida; Aphelenchoididae
Source: the annotation of a GenBank genome assembly